AUGCUCUUCUCUACCAUCACUUGGGCACUCUUCGCCUGCGGCCUUGGCGUUUCUGCUGCUUCGAACUCCAAUGAAUCAUCUCCGAUCGUUCCCUCCAAGCCAGGCCUUGAGUACUUUAAUCCUUUAUCGACCCCUCAGCUCAAGCUGGCUUUCACCGCCAAGAUUGAUUGGGACUUGAAUAACAAUCACACAAUCGAAACCCCCUCCGGGAUACAGACCAGCUUUUGGAGCCGCGAAGGCUACUGGUACGAUACAAAAGGUCAGCUGAUUGGUGAGAUCCUUCGGGCCAACGAUGAUGGUAUUGUUCCUCCCGGAACCAACUAUCUUGAGCUUGUUAUCUACUACGUUGUCAGGCUCGAGGAUGGCUACUGGGCCUAUGUCAAGCACACUGGCGUUGCCGUGAUUCGCAAAUCUCAGAAUGGUGUUGUUCGUGUACAAACCGCGUCUCCCAAGUACGACUGGCUCAACAUGAUCGACUUUGUAGCUCCUGGCACUUUUAACGGGACCGAGAUCAUGACUGUACAACACUAUUUUCCUAACUCCAAGCUGCCCGGCAAUUGA
This is a messenger RNA of Ascochyta rabiei, 561 nucleotides long. RefSeq lists its product as uncharacterized. The transcript has 6 exons. The record is from RefSeq and is a predicted model, not a curated record. The coding region runs from base 1 to 561 and encodes 186 amino acids. NCBI's taxonomy places the organism in Eukaryota, Fungi, Ascomycota, Dothideomycetes, Pleosporales, Didymellaceae.